Molecule: messenger RNA, 1728 nt
Organism: Mus pahari (shrew mouse)
Lineage: Eukaryota; Metazoa; Chordata; Mammalia; Rodentia; Muridae
Gene: Erich1
Product: glutamate rich 1
Exons: 6
Coding region: 52-1050 (332 amino acids)
Source: RefSeq, a predicted model, not a curated record
CGCCGCGCGACUGGCGGCGGCUGGGACCGGAGAUCCCGGCUAGGGUCCAGUAUGUCUUCUCUUCGAAAGCAGGUGUUUACUGAGAGAGUGCUGAAGAAACUUUUCCCUAAUGUUUCAAGUGGUCAAGAGAAGGGAACUCCUCAGACUCCAGCUUUGGAGACACCAUCCAAGGAUGUGACCCCUGAAGCAGUACAGCAGAAGGAUGUUCACAGUCUGACGGAUGGGGACAUUAAGAUCCAGCCUGACCGUCGUCGGCUCUACACUGUGAGUUUGCCUCCUCAAGGGUAUAUCCCCUGUUUGCCCGAACCGACCAGCUGUGCGGCUUCUGAGAAUGCCUCCAGUGGUGGUGAUACAGAAGAUCUGGAACUUCCUGAGCAACCAAAAAGACGAAGAAUUAGAAGACACAAAUCAAAGAAGAAUAUUACAAACCUCAGUGACGUUAUUGUAAGGCAAACCGAACUAGAGACACAAGAGAAAAUGCACCCACAGCAUCCUGACGCCCCGGCCAUGAGCAAAAAUAAAAGAAGAAAACUGAAGACGAAGCUGCGGCUUAGGAGAAAGAGAGAAGCCGGCCUAGCCACCAAGGCCUCUGGGGUCAGCUUCACCUACCAGCCCGAGAGCAGCGACGAGGUAGAGGCGGAGGAUGAUGUGGGAGGAGAGGAAGAAGGUGAUCCGGAGCGCUUGGUCGCAGACAUCACCCAGGACGACAUUGAGCUGGCCAGCAGCAGGGCAGAGGGCGUACUGAGUUUUCUGAAGUCAACACAAGAAAUUUAUUUCUACGAUGAUCCUCCCAGAGACGAUCCGGCUGUGUGCCUAGAAGCCUCUGAAGAGCUGCUUCACCUCCUCGAGUCUGGAAGCAUGCCUCCCGCAGACGUGCUCGUCCUGGACCACAUGAAAACCCUGCUGCUUCUGCAGGACACUGAGAGACUGAAGAGCGCCCUGAAGAUGUUCCCAGAUCACUGUACGAUGCCGCCAGACCAUGCCAAGAUAAUCACAGCCUUCUUUAAUUAUUGGAUCACGCAGAUUCUUCCUGAAAAAAGCAUCGAGUAAGAUCAGCAUCACUUAAGUAGAGCCGUCAUUCAACACGAAGGUGUUGGUUACGCAUAGGACUCGAACUCAGACUUCAUGCUUGUACAUAUAUAUGUAUUUAUUAUUUUUGGUGAAUCAAACACUGGAGACAUUGAAGACAUUUCUACCACAUUAUUUAUUUCUGUGUUUGUAUAUCUUAGGUAAGGUAUCACCUGAGACUUUAAGUGAGAAAUUGGGAUAAAAUGAAAGCAGUUUGCUUGCUUACUGUUACGAUGUAUAUAUUGAAUUACUUCAUGAAGCUAGAUCAUUUUUUCAUGUCUGUAACAAAAGCAGAUAUUUUGUUAAAUAAACUAUAUAGUUUGGAGUUAUCAUAUCUGUGAUAAGAUUAUAAAUCGCCUUGUGUGUGAGAACCCAGUGCCCAGGGAGGUGGCCCGACAUGUAGAAACACUGGCUAUGCAGUAUGAUGUCUGGGGUUUGACCACUGAAACCCAAUGCUGUUGUGACAGCACACAUCUGUAGUGCAGUCCCAGUACACCCAUGGCAAGAGGGGAGGCAGAGAUGGGAGAAUUUCCUAGAGGUUCACCAGCCAGCUCCCCGAAGCAUCAGCGCAGCAGCAGAGGCCUCGAGAAGGGGAAGGCAGGAACCUGCUCCUGAAAGUUAUUCUCUGGCAUCCACCGGGGCAGGUGUGUACGCGCACUC